AUGUUGGAGAACUACGGCAACCUGGUCUCACUGGGUCUUGCCAUAUCCAAGCCUAAUGUGAUUUCCUUCCUGGAACAAAGCAAAGAGCCCUGGAUAGGGGGCAGGGGGACAACAAGAGGCCAGUGUUCAGUGUUGGAGCCUGGAUAUAAUACCAAAAUAUCAUCUCUGAAGCAACAUGCUGAUGAUGUAGACUCGCCUGGGUGGGAGAUAAUGGAAAGCCUUACAGAUUAUAGUCUUGAGUGCUCAAGUUUCCAAACUGGUUGGGAAUCCAAAGACCAGUCUGACAGACAGCCAGGAAAUCCAGAGAAACCAUUAAGUCAAAUGUUCAUCAGUCAUGAAGAAAUGCCCACCUUAAACCAGCAAGUAUCUCUUACUUAUUAUCACAGAAUUCAUACUGGAGGGAAAGCCUAUGGAUAUUAUAAUAAAUGUAGACAGGCCUUCUGGCAAGAGGAAUUCCUGAUUAAUCGUCAAAGAAUUCAUACCAAUGAGAAACCCUAUAAAUGUAAGGAAUGUGGAAAGGCCUUUAAAUAUGGUUCCUGACUAAUUCAACAUGAAAAUAUUCAUUCUGGAAAGAGACCCUAUGAAUGUAAAGAAUGUGGAAAGGCCUUUAAUUCUGGUUCAAAUUUCAUACAACACCAGAGAGUUCAUACUGGUGAGAAACCUUAUGAAUGUAAGUAUUGUUCAAAGGCCUUUAGUCGAAGCUCACAGCUAAUUGAACAUCAGCGAACUCAUACUGGAGAGAAGCCCUAUCAAUGUAAGGAGUGUGGAAAGGCCUUCAGUCGGAUCUCCCAUCUUAAAGUACAUUAUAGAGUUCAUAUUGGCGAAAAACCCUAUGAAUGUAUGGAAUGUCAGAAGACCUUUAGUCAUUAAGCUCAGUUGAUUCAACAUCAGACUGUUCAUACUGGCAACAAACUCUAUGAAUGCAAGCAAUGUGGGAAUGCUUUCAACCAAGGAUCCACUCUGAUUUGACAUCAGAGAAUUCAUACUGGUGAGAAACCCUAUGAAUGUAAGGUGUGUAGAAAAACUUUUAGAGUAAACUCACAACUUAAGCAACAUCAGAGAAUUCACAGUGAAGAGAAAUCCUACCAAUGUAAGGUAUGCAGUAGGGUCUUCAAAUGGGUCUCACAUCUUACUGUACAUUGCAGAAUUCAUAUGGGCAAGAAACCAUAUGAAUGUAACGACUGUGGGAAGGCUUUUAGCCAUUGCUGUCAACUGAUUCAACAUCAGGCAAUUCAUACUGAGGCAAAGCCCUGUGAAUAUAAGGAAUGUGGGAGAACAUUAAGUCAUGAUUCAAUAACUGUUCAGCACCAGCGACUGAAUAAUAGAGAAACAUGUAAGAAUGUAAUUGUUGAAAAGCCUUCCAUCAGCACUUAG
This is a messenger RNA of Jaculus jaculus (lesser Egyptian jerboa), 1374 nucleotides long. RefSeq names its product zinc finger protein 582 (gene Znf582). The transcript has 4 exons. Gene Ontology annotation, biological process: regulation of immune system process; negative regulation of transcription by RNA polymerase II; regulation of cytokine production. The record is from RefSeq and is a predicted model, not a curated record. Lineage: Eukaryota; Metazoa; Chordata; Mammalia; Rodentia; Dipodidae.